This is a messenger RNA of Nerophis lumbriciformis (worm pipefish), 2280 nucleotides long. RefSeq names its product 3-hydroxymethyl-3-methylglutaryl-CoA lyase like 1 (gene hmgcll1). The record is from RefSeq and is a predicted model, not a curated record. Lineage: Eukaryota; Metazoa; Chordata; Actinopteri; Syngnathiformes; Syngnathidae. Gene Ontology annotation, molecular function: hydroxymethylglutaryl-CoA lyase activity. Gene Ontology annotation, biological process: L-leucine catabolic process; ketone body biosynthetic process.
AUCCCGUCUUGGUAACACCUUACAUCAUGCGGGCCCACAUGCCCUCCAUUAGCUACAUUAGCUAGGACACAACAACAGGCGAGGGGGGCCUUCGUCCCAUCGCGUACAGCCAGCCUGCGGAUGGGGAACCUACCCGCCACGGUGAAGCAUUGCCUGAGCUUUGAGCAACUCACCCAGGAUUAUCCAUGGAUAAAACACUGGCUGCUGGACGGAGAGACUGCUUCAGAGUAUCCCCAGUUUGUCAAGAUUGUUGAAGUAGGGCCCAGAGAUGGUCUUCAAAAUGAAAAGGAAAUUGUUCGGACAGAGGUGAAAAUCCAGCUGAUAGACAUGCUCUCGGGAUCAGGCCUGCGUGUGAUCGAGGCCACCAGCUUUGUCUCCUCAAAGUGGAUACCGCAGAUGGCUGACCACACGGAAGUUCUCACAGGGAUCCAGAGAGUGCCUCGUGUUCAGUACCCAGUAUUGACACCCAACAUGCAAGGCUUUCAGGAUGCGGUUGCAGCUGGCGCUACUGAAAUUGCAGUGUUUGGGUCGGCGUCUGAGACCUUCAGCGUGAAAAACAUUAAUUGCUCUAUUGAAGAAAGCAUGCUAAGGUUUGAAGAGGUUGUCAAGAGUGCCAAAGAGCGAGAUAUUCCAGUUCGCGGAUACGUUUCUUGUGCCCUUGGUUGCCCUUACGAGGGAAACAUAGAACCUACCAAAGUUGCAGAGGUGGCAAAGCGGUUAUAUGAGAUGGGAUGCUACGAGGUCUCUCUGGGGGACACCAUUGGCGUGGGCACUCCCGGUUCCAUGCGGAAAAUGCUGCAGUGUGUGUUAAAGGAGAUUCCGCCCAGCGCUCUGGCAGUUCACUGCCAUGACACAUACGGGCAAGCGUUGGCAAACAUCCUCACCGCACUUCAGAUGGGGGUGUGCGUGGUGGACUCUGCAGUGGCCGGCCUGGGAGGUUGCCCGUAUGCUAAGGGAUCAUCUGGCAAUGUUUCAACAGAGGAUGUCCUCUAUAUGCUCCACGGCAUGGGCAUCGACACUGGGGUAAACCUUGCCAAAAUCCUGGAGGCAGGUGACUUCAUCUGCAAUGCUUUACGUCGCAAGACAAACUCCAGAGUUGCUCAGGCAAGAAGCAGGAUGCUAUGAUCUUGUUUCUGACAUAUAUUUGACUGGAUUUCCUGUACUGUAAGUGCUCUCAUUAUUGCUGCUGCCUUUAAAUUUGCCUAUGUUGACGGAAGUUUGCCUCGUUUUUUGGUCCUGCAAUAACAUGUCUGACAGUCAUUUAAAUAACCUCAUUCUGUUUCCUCAUACCCACACAUUGAUAUCAACCAGUAUUUGAAUUGUGGUUUGCAAUAUCAAUUAUAUUAAAAUUAGGGCUGUCAAUUAAUCUGAUUUUUACAAAUCAGAUUAAUCACAUUUUGGAAUUUGGAUUAAUCAUAAAUAAUCACAGGCGAUUACUCGCUUGUAUAAUUAACAAUUGCUUACGAAAAGACCCCAAUAUUUCAUAUGCAACUUUAUUGUCAGAAUAUCAUCCAGGAAUGUUUUUAAAAGUUUUAAUUAAAUGCAUGUCAUUUAUUUGCACAGAACUUGGUGACAGUGUUAUUAAAAGUUCUUACAGGCUGUAUUUUAGUGUGAAAUUUACCAGCAAGGCAUCACGGUGGUACAGUGGUGAGGGCUCGUGCCUCACAGCGAGAAGGUUUUGGGUCUUUUUCUGAGUUUGCAUGUUUUCCCAGUGACUGCGUGGGUUAUUUCUCCCGACUCCAAAGACAUGCGACCCCGAAAGGGACAAGCGGUAGAAAAUGAAUGGAUGGUUUUACCAGUCAGCACAACAGUCGGGGUCUCCUCGCUCAACUUUGUACGGACGUAUGCAUUGAAUUGAUCGCCGACAGUCUAGCGCUUAAAGUAAAAGACCAUGAAACGGACAAAAGAAAUUGCAUGAUUACGGUAAUCAAAGUUUGUUCAUAAUUAAUGCAAUCAUUUUUUGUCAAUCAAUUAAUCAAUCAAUGUUUAUUUAUAUAGCCCUAAAUCACAAGUGUCUCAAAGGGCUGCACAAGCCACAACGACAUCCUCGGUUCAGAUCCCACAUCAGGGCAAGGAAAAACUCAACCCAAUGGGACAAUGAGAAACCUUGGAGAGGACUGCAGAUGUGGGGACCCCCGCCCCAGGGCAACCGGUGCAAUGGACGUCGAGUGGAUCUAGCAUAAUAUUGUGAGAGUCCAGUCCAUAGUGGAUCUAACAUAAUAGUGAAUUAUUAUUUGUGAAUAAUCAAAUAAGGUAAUUCGUUAAUUUUGACACCCUAAU